Messenger RNA from Daldinia decipiens, 800 nucleotides. RefSeq lists its product as uncharacterized. The record is from RefSeq and is a predicted model, not a curated record. Gene Ontology annotation, biological process: endoplasmic reticulum to Golgi vesicle-mediated transport. Bases 112 to 651 code for a protein of 179 amino acids. The transcript has 5 exons. NCBI's taxonomy places the organism in Eukaryota, Fungi, Ascomycota, Sordariomycetes, Xylariales, Hypoxylaceae.
CUUGGUGGCUGCCGUCGGUUUGAGAAGGUUACGGCUACAUAACUGCGCUGAUAGCCGUCAAAUGUUAUGUAGGUACCUAUCCAUAUUUUUCUAUAAUCGUUUCGCAACAGCAUGGCAUCAAGGUUUGGCCACUCGACGCUCCACCAGCGAGAUUCCCGCAGCGCUCUGUUCGAGGGCUACAGCGGCAGCGGACGGAAUAGCGCCGACCCUGCGAGACGAGCGAGCCCGGCGCCGGGCGGCUACGGGUAUGGGUAUCCCGGAGGAAGCAACGGCGCGGCGAGCGGCGGUGGUAGUACGCACUUAGGCGUGGAUAGUAGGGGGAAUUACAGGCCUGCGACGCCGAAUUCGAGGGGCCAAUACAGCGACGCGGUGCUCAACGAGCUCGAGAGCCAGAACGACCAGCAGGUCGAGGGCAUCUUAGGGAAGGUCAAGAUCCUGAAAGAUAUGACUUCGGCUAUCGGCGACGAGAUCAGGGAGUCCUCGGCGCUCGCGGAGAAGAUGAACGAUACGUUUGACUCGACGCGCCUGCGGCUGCGCGGCACUAUGAACCGCAUGCUCGUCAUGGCGGAGCGCACCGGCGUCGGUUGGAAGGUGUGGCUGGCGUUCUUUGCUGCCGUCAUCUUUAUUUUCCUCUACGUCUGGCUAUUCUGAUUCCUAUGCCCGUUGCGGCUUGCGGCUUGCGGAUCUCUGAUCUUCACUUUGCCUACCAAGACUAGACGAGACGAAACGAAGCGAAGCAAAACGAGGCGAGACGACUUGGAAAAAAUGGAAGAGACAACAAGAGAAGAAAGAAGAGCAAA